Molecule: messenger RNA, 270 nt
Organism: Cynoglossus semilaevis (tongue sole)
Lineage: Eukaryota; Metazoa; Chordata; Actinopteri; Pleuronectiformes; Cynoglossidae
Product: LMBR1 domain-containing protein 2-B-like
Exons: 2
Biological process (GO): adrenergic receptor signaling pathway
Cellular component (GO): membrane
Source: RefSeq, a predicted model, not a curated record
UCCAUUUGUUUUAUCACCGCUGUCCACCAGAUGGCGUGCUUCAUCACAAUCUUCUUCCUGUGCACUUGCGUCUACUCCACCGUUUUCCGCAUUCGGGUUUUCAACUACUACUACCUGGCGUCCCACCACCAGACCGAUGCGUACAGCCUCCAGUUUAGCGGCAUGUUGUUCUGUCGUCUGACUCCGCCCCUCUGCCUGAACUUUCUGGGUUUGAUCCACAUGGACUCUGCCAUCUCCCACCAGGACAAGGAGCAGACCGCCUACACCUCG